CAAUCCACAUUCCCCACCCACCUUUUAUUCUUUAGCUGACCCUUUCUCUCUCUCUCUCUGUCUGUUUUUCUUUUCUUCCUCUUUACUUCUGCUGCACCAUUCAUAUCAUUUUCCUACCCAACCUUUUUCCAUCUCAUUUCUUAGCUGCCCAGUUCAGGGAAAAAGGUCCAUCCUUGGAACCUUCUCUGGGCUAGGUGAAUUUGAAAGAAAUCUCUUCACAUCAAGAAUGGGUUCAGGUCAUUGGUUUAAGUCAAUAAUUAGAUUAAGAAAAUCAAAAGGAGGAAGAUCAAAGAAAGCAAAGGGUGCCUUAGCUCCAGAGAAGGCAAGUGCAUUGAAGCUGAGUGAUUAUACAGGAAAAGAGUCUGGUGAUUUGGAAAAUGGUAUUAAAAAUGAAAAUCUUGUGUCGGUUGAAACUAUAGCUGCAAUAAGGAUCCAGACGGCAUUCCGGGCUUAUAAGGCUAGAAAAGCUCUACGUCGCUUGAAAAGAUUCACAAAACUGAAGGUCCAAAUACAAGGUUACUCUGUUAAAAAGCAAGCAGGUACAACUAUAACAUAUCUUCAUUCAUGGAGCAAGAUACAGGCUGAGAUUAGAGCUCGCCGAAUCUGCAUGGUGACAGAAGACAAGGUCAGGCAGAGGAAACUAGAGUCUCAACUAAAACUUGAGGCAAAGCUCCAUGAUCUGGAGGUUGAAUGGUCUGGUGGUUCUGAAACCAUGGAGGAAACCCUUGGAAGGAUACAUCAGAGAGAAGAAGCAGCAGUUAAGCGGGAAAGAACGUUGGCAUAUGCCUUUUCUCAUCAGUGGAGGGCCAACUCUAGUCAGAGCCAAAUGCUAGGCAAUUGUGAACUUGGCAAAGCUAACUGGGGUUGGAGCUGGAAGGAUCGCUGGAUCGCUGCUCGGCCAUGGGAAAGCCGCAUUCAUAACAUUAACCUGAAGAAAUCUCCAAGCCCAAACAAACAGUCAAGCAAGGUUCAGAAGGAUAAGAGUAUAUCAACACCUAAAACCCCAGUUUCAGCUACACCUAAUUCAUCCAAUGCAAAAGGGACUCCUCCUUUGGAGAAUGGAAAAGGGACUACAAAAGCUAGGAGAUUGUCUUAUCCAACCACAGAAAAAUCUGUGGUUCAAGUAGUGGAGGCAGUUCACAGCAAUGGUUCCUAAGAUAAAGCACAUUUUUAAGUAUCAAAGCCUUUUGGGUGACUUGAAUUGAGCAGAGUCAAAUUGUUUUGCAACAUGCCAUAAAGUAAAGAUGAGAUGACACUAUUUAUUCAUUUGAUUGCUUCUUAUUUGUGCAUAUGAAUGUAAUAGAAAUUCAAACCACUGUAGAGAAUGGGUCAGUUGACCUGCAUGAGGGUGUGAUUUGCUGAUUGCUUCUGUUUAUCAUCUUUAUCAGUCAUGUAUGUAUAUAGAAAAGCAUCUUAUAUUUUUCCUUCUCAAUUGUAAUAGUAAUAUUCAAAGAUAUGAUCAUAUUGUUGAUUUUGUUAUGGUUUAUUAUUACCAUAUUGAGAUUGCUUGUGCAGCUUGCUAAUGCUUA
Lotus japonicus is the source of this 1529-nucleotide messenger RNA. Its product is annotated as protein IQ-DOMAIN 9. Gene Ontology annotation, molecular function: protein binding. The transcript has 6 exons. Bases 227 to 1156 code for a protein of 309 amino acids. Lineage: Eukaryota; Viridiplantae; Streptophyta; Magnoliopsida; Fabales; Fabaceae. The record is from RefSeq and is a predicted model, not a curated record.